AGUCUUGGCGUCAGGAGGCGGAGCACCGCCCCCGGGUCCAGCCGCGCUCUCCUACAGUGGCUGGACGCGCUGGGCGCUGGGUGCGGCCAUGCGGGGCCCGGGCCUAAGUGUGACCCUGACCCUGAGGCCAAGACCUAGCGCGACCUCAGGCACCGUACGGCUCCCCCGGCAGAGGCGGCGGGCGCGGGGCGCGCUCUGAAACCCGGGGGAUGCGCGGGCGCCGUGACCAUGGGUGCCGCCGCCUCCAGGAGGAGGGCGCUGAGGAGCGAGGCCAUGUCCUCGGUAGCGGCCAAAGUAAGAGCAGCCCGAGCGUUUGGAGAGUACCUGUCCCAGAGUCACCCUGAGAACCGCAACGGUGCAGACCACCUGCUGGCCGACGCCUACUCUGGCCACGAAGGGUCCCCAGAGAUGCAGCCUGCACCCCACAACAAGCGCCGCCUCUCCCUCGUCUCCAAUGGCCGCUAUGAGGGCAGCAUCUCAGAUGAGGCAGUCAGCGGGAAGACGGCUACAGAGGGCCCCCAGCCCCGUGUGUACACCAUCUCUAGAGAGCCAGCCCUGCUGCCUGGCUCUGAAGCCGAAGCCAUUGAGCUAGCAGUGGUGAAAGGGAGGAGGCAGCGGGAGCGGCACCCUCACCACCACAGCCAGCCCCUGCGCGCCAGCCCAGGCAGCAGCCGUGAGGACAUCAGCAGGCCCUGCCAAAGCUGGGCAGGAAGCCGCCAGGGCUCCAAAGAAUGCCCCGGAUGUGCCCAGCUGGUCCCUGGUCCCUCCCCUCGGGCCUUCGGGUUGGAACAGCCACCUCUACCUGAGGCUUCCGGCCGUCACAAGAAGCUGGAAAGGAUGUAUAGUGUUGAUGGAGUGUCUGAUGACGUCCCCAUCCGUACCUGGUUCCCCAAGGAAAACCCUUUCAGCUUCCAGACGGCAACCACAACUAUGCAAGCGGUAUUCAGGGGCUACGCGGAGAGGAAGCGUCGGAAACGGGAGAAUGAUUCCGCGUCUGUAAUCCAGAGGAACUUCCGCAAACACCUGCGCAUGGUUGGCAGUCGGCGGGUGAAGGCCCAGACGUUCGCUGAGCGGCGCGAACGGAGCUUCAGCCGGUCCUGGAGCGACCCCACCCCUAUGAAAGCCGACACCUCCCACGACUCCCGAGACAGCAGUGACCUACAGAGCUCACACUGCACCCUGGAUGAGGCUUGUGAGGACCUGGACUGGGACACAGAGAAAGGCCUGGAGGCCACGGCCUGCGACACUGAGGGCUUCUUGCCACCCAAGGUCAUGCUAAUCUCCUCCAAGGUGCCCAAGGCCGAGUACAUCCCAACCAUCAUCCGCAGAGACGACCCAUCCAUCAUCCCCAUCCUCUAUGACCAUGAGCACGCAACGUUCGAGGACAUCCUGGAGGAAAUAGAGAAGAAGUUGAACAUCUAUCACAAGGGGGCCAAGAUCUGGAAGAUGCUGAUUUUCUGCCAGGGCGGCCCUGGGCACCUUUAUUUGCUCAAGAACAAGGUGGCCACCUUUGCCAAAGUGGAGAAGGAAGAGGACAUGAUCCACUUCUGGAAGAGGCUGAGCCGUCUGAUGAGCAAAGUGAACCCUGAGCCAAAUGUCAUCCACAUCAUGGGCUGCUACAUCCUGGGGAACCCUAACGGGGAGAAGCUAUUCCAGAACCUCAGGACCCUCAUGACCCCUUACAAGGUUACCUUUGAGUCGCCCCUGGAGCUCUCUGCCCAAGGGAAGCAAAUGAUUGAGACCUACUUUGAUUUCCGGCUGUACCGCCUGUGGAAAAGCCGCCAGCACUCAAAGCUGCUGGACUUUGAUGACGUCCUGUGAGAAGCAUGGGUCAUGUCCAGGCACCACCAGGCCAUUUCCUCUGGGCUGGGAACCUAGAGCUGGGCCACCUCUUGCUCCUAGGACCAUGUGGCCCUGCCCUUGCCCACAGCCACUUCAGGGACCCUCAGACGUUGCUCAGGUUCUCGUAGGGUCUAGUCCUCACUGCACCAGUGGACCACAGAGGCCACAGUCCUGGUGCCUGGAUUAACAAUCUCAGCUCAUGGCCGGUGGCCACUUAAUGGCUAGGGCAUUGACCUGUCGCGCCUCGCCUGGAGGCUGCAGCAUUGGGGACCCCUCCAUGGGGUUUCAUAGAAAUAAGUGCAAUUUUUUUACACCCCUGAAACAAUCUGAAGGGAAGCAGCAUUACUAACUAGUUAAGCACUCUGCUACUAGUUACAGUGUAGACAACUGGCCCAGUGUGUGUUCAGGUCCCCCGUCCCCCAGCCUCUCAGCCCUGCUGUAUUUGAUCACCAGCACCAGGAUGGCCCAUCAAUGUGGGGCUAGCUCUGUCAGGCCGCCUAGCCUGGCCCGGUCUACACUGGCCAAAUCUGGCCUGCUUUCACCCCUCUUGUCAUCCCUGGCUUACUUUGACCUCGUCCUGGCAAGGGGUAGCCUGGGCACUGGAAGGGAAGAGCCUCACCGUCCCUCUUGUCAGGGAAGGCACUGGGUUGCCACCUGUUGCCCACCUCCUCAAGCCACCUCGUUUCCCUUGCUGCUGUUGAACUCAGCUUUUCCCAGCCUUGGUCUGAAAGCCACAUCCCAGAGCAGAGGCUUAGGGGUGUGGUAGGGCCAACUGGGGCUGGAGGCAAGAACCUCACCAACAUUGUGGUAGGGGGCCUAGAUCUGUCACCCCAGGCUGGAGAGUCAAGUAGCUGGUGAACUGUGAGGUCCCCAUGACUCCCUUCAGUCUUGCCCAGGGUCUAGCAGGGUGGGCUCUCUUGUACAUAGUUGGAGCUUGGGGGCAGGCCCCCCUUUUGUAGAGCCUGGGGUCUGAGGACACCUGGCUGUGUUCCUGACCCAGAAGAGUUAGGAUUGGGCGCUGAACAAUGUACGAUAUCCCUUAGAGUGACCAUUAAACUCGAUCCUUUGCUGCA
Rattus norvegicus (Norway rat) is the source of this 2915-nucleotide messenger RNA. NCBI's taxonomy places the organism in Eukaryota, Metazoa, Chordata, Mammalia, Rodentia, Muridae. The record is from RefSeq and is a predicted model, not a curated record.